GGGCGGCGGCGGCGGGGCGCGCGGGAGGUGCGCGAGGUGAGGGAGGUGCGGGGGGCGUGGGCUGCGGGCUCCGCCGCCGCUCCGACGCCGGCUCCAGCUCCGGCUUUUCCCUCCGCCAUCCUCUCCCCCUCCCCGCCACUCCUUUAACUCCCCCCUCCCGGGCUCGGCACUGGUUUCCUCCCCGAGCCCGCUGCCCUCAAUCCCGGCGAGGCUGGGGCUCCAGCUCGCGCCCCUCCCUCGUUCCCUCGGCCGGCGCCCCAUGCCGCCCCCUCCCGGCCCCCGGCUGCCCCAGUCCCCCACUUAGGCCGGCCCCGCGAUCCCGGGGUGCCGGAGUGCGGGCCGGGGGCGUAGGGCGCCCGCGGGCGGCCCCUGGAAGGGCUCUAGCGGGCUGAGCGCUCCGCGGCAGGGGCGCGGGCAGAGCAGGAAGCGGGUCCGCGUGGGAGCGGGGGGCGGCAGCCGCCAGGGUGGUCAGGGCCGAGGAGCCGGGCCCGCCGAGGCAGUCACCGCAGGGGGCGAGCGACUUUGGGGGAGUUGGUGCCCCGCCCCCCAGGCCUUGGCGGGGUCAUGGGGGCCCCCCAUUCUGGGCCGGGGGGCGAGCGAGUCGGGGCCCUGCUGCUGCUUGGCGUUUUGGGGCUGGUGUCUGGGCUCAGCCUGGAGCCUGUCUACUGGAAUUCGGCGAACAAGAGGUUCCAAGCAGAGGGUGGUUACGUGCUGUACCCUCAGAUCGGGGACCGGCUAGACCUCCUCUGCCCCCGGGCCCGGCCUCCUGGCCCCCACUCGUCUCCUAAUUACGAGUUCUACAAGCUGUACCUGGUCGGGGGUGCCCAGGGCCGGCGCUGUGAGGCACCCCCUGCCCCCAACCUGCUCCUCACUUGUGACCGGCCAGACCUGGAUCUCCGUUUCACCAUUAAGUUCCAGGAGUACAGCCCUAACCUCUGGGGCCAUGAGUUCCGCUCGCACCACGAUUACUACAUAAUUGCCACUUCGGACGGGACCCGGGAAGGCCUGGAGAGUUUGCAGGGAGGCGUGUGCCUUACCAGAGGCAUGAAGGUGCUUCUCCGAGUGGGACAAAGUCCCCGAGGAGGGGCCGCCCCCAGAAAGCCUGUGUCUGAAAUGCCCGUGGAGCGAGACCGGGGGGCAGCCCACAGCCUGGACCCUGGGAAGGAGAACAUGCCAGGUCUGUUCCUCUCCCUAGUGACCCCCUCCCUGCGUCUCCUUUUACCCUCUUGGCUUCCUCUCCUCGGCCUCUCCCAUCUCCCGGGUGGGGGGACACCAGCAUCCCCCCCUCAGCUCCCCCUUCUGACCUCUCUCACCACCCGCUCCCCUCAGUCUGCCAAAAACGGGGGCCUUAUGGGGAAGGCUUGGGGCCUCCAGCCCGGCUGCGGGCGCGGGCGCGGGCAGCGGAGCCUCCUCCUCUCCAGCCCGUCUGGGGUGGUUGGGUCGUGACAGCUGCCGCGAGAAGAAGUGUCCUGUUUUGUCAGUGGCCACUAGCAAGAUCUGACCCGGUCGGGACACGCGUGUGGAUUGGGCCCGACGCUGAACGGGGCCCGCUUGGCCCGGGAAGUGACUUGUCCAGACAAGAAGUGCCCGGGGGGCGGGGGGGUGGCCUGGAUGGACGUGGCCUGGCCAAGGGGGCAGGAGCGGAGCCGCGGGCGCCGGAAGUGCCUUCAUCCAGGACAGGAAGUCGCGCUUCUGGAACAGGAAGUGGUCUGGCUGGAACUCCAAGUGGCUUAGUCUUGGGGGGGGCGGGUGUGGGGCGGCGGAUGGUUCUUACUCUGUGAGGUGUGGGGUGGGGGGGCAGGAAGAACUUCCUGUUUCAGGAGGAAGCUGGAACCGACUGGUAGAGGACAGGGUGGCCUGAGGACAUUUCCCCUGGUCUCCGGUGGCACCUCCCGGGACUUCCCUUCCCUGUUCCCUGGGCUGCUUGUAGGACAGCCAAGGUGACUGCUGUCGGCUGGGGCAGGCCCGCUUUGUCUCGUGCUUCCCUCUCCCCAGCCAAGUAUAAUCUCUGUUAAUCAACAGGACUAUCCCCAGAACCCAUGUGUUGUCCCCAGUAACCCAGAGGGCUGUCUUGUUCGUCACAUCGUACACUUCCUCGUCCCUUCAGACCCAACACAGCUCCCUUCUCAGUGACCAAAAUGGUGGCCUACUGACUGGUCUAGGGACGGUGGUACUUUGCCGCUUCCACUGUUUCCAUAGCGACCAGCACGUGCCUCUCUCUACCUGCCCCGUAGUGCACAAAUCGGGUGUUGCCUUCUUCUCCUCCCAGCUCCGUUUCACGAGAUCAGAGCUGCCCCUGGGCACCACGUCGGCCACCUCAGUCACCAGCCACGACGGUCACUUUGUCCGCCAGAGCUCCAGUCAUCUCUCUGGUGCUGUAGUUCCCAGCUCCUUUCUGGUUUUUCUAAUUGCUCCUUCCAGAGAACAGGAAGUUGGUAUUGCCAUGGGGGAGGUGGCGGGGUAUGGCCAGUCGCCUCAAUAGUUUUACUGUAAAAGGGAAAUUUGAACAACAAAAACCAAAAAAAAUAAAAAAUUAAAAACUUCAAAAGUUGA
Molecule: messenger RNA, 2553 nt
Organism: Mustela erminea (ermine)
Lineage: Eukaryota; Metazoa; Chordata; Mammalia; Carnivora; Mustelidae
Gene: EFNB3
Product: ephrin B3
Exons: 5
Coding region: 565-1446 (293 amino acids)
Biological process (GO): axon guidance; ephrin receptor signaling pathway
Cellular component (GO): plasma membrane
Molecular function (GO): ephrin receptor binding
Source: RefSeq, a predicted model, not a curated record